Messenger RNA from Gigantopelta aegis, 5453 nucleotides. RefSeq names its product protein DENND6A-like. The transcript is spliced from 20 exons. Gene Ontology annotation, cellular component: recycling endosome. Gene Ontology annotation, molecular function: guanyl-nucleotide exchange factor activity. The record is from RefSeq and is a predicted model, not a curated record. NCBI's taxonomy places the organism in Eukaryota, Metazoa, Mollusca, Gastropoda, Neomphalida, Peltospiridae. Bases 41 to 1651 code for a protein of 536 amino acids.
UGAGGAUUCGGGAAUUCUCAGUAAACAAAUAGAAGAUGGAAUGCAUAAGUCAUUACUGCCUUGGGACUUAUUUUCAAACUGGUUACAUUGUGCCUGCGUCGUUACUUUUGAUCUAGAAUUAGGUCAAGCUAUGGAGUUAAUUUAUCCCAGCCAUGUCAAACUUACAGAGAAAGAAAAAACAAGCAUUUGCUAUUUGUCUUUUCCUGACUCCAAUUCAGGGUGUAUGGGCGAUACCCACUUUCAUUUUCGGAUUCGUCAGUGUCCUGGCCGCAGACAAAUGAUUCCUGCCCUUUUCCAAUACAACAGAGACUGCCCUGUGUCCUUACAGACUGACAAUGCUCAUUACUAUGGAUUUGUUUAUUUCCGCCAAACCAAAGAUCGGUCAAUACGAAGGGGAUAUUUCCAGAAGUCGGUUGUCCUGAUUUCCCGCUUGCCUUUUGUUGCCCUCUUCACCCAGCUAGUCAGUAUUAUAGCUCCAGAGUACUUUGACAACGGAGAACCUAGUCUUGAAGCUGCAUGCCAUGACAUUGAUCAGUGGCCACCGCCCAUACCUGGGGACACUCUCAAUCUGCCCAUCAUGGGCACAGUGUUACAGCAUGAUAUUCCUGCACAUACAAUUCUACCAUCACUACAUGAAGUGGACAUUUAUAGUGCAUUUGAGAGUAUUAUCAGUCAUAUACAGCUGCUUUGGGAACUUGUUCUUAUUGCUGAGCCAAUUGUCGUUAUGGCAGCAUCUCCAACAGUGACUUCAAACUGUGUUCAAGCUUUAAUUAACUUGAUAGCACCCCUGAGAUACUGUUCUGACUUCAGGCCUUACUUCACCAUCCAUGACAGUGAAUUUAAAGAAUACACAACGAAAGUACAAGCUCCGCCUUCCAUCAUUCUUGGUGUUACCAAUCCAUUUUUUGCGAAAACGUUACAACACUGGCCACAUAUCAUCAGAAUAGGAGAAAUGGGUGCUAUCGGAAGUUCUCCUAAACCUGCCAACAAGCUAAAGAAAGCUAGCUCCCUGAAAACACUUGAUUCUAAGCCAGGUGUCUACACUAGAUUCAAGCCAUUCCUCACAAAAGACAAGGGUAUUCUGAAACGACUCAUUAAGGGUUCUCAGACGAAGAGACCAGUUGAAGCUCAGAAUGCCAUCUUGAGAAGACAUUUCUUAGAACUCACACAGAGCUUUAUGAUUCCACUGGAAAGAUACAUGGCAAGUCUCAUGCCUCUACAAAAAAAUAUAUCUCCACAUAAAGCACCUCCACAUUUACGACCUUUUGACCUGAAUGAAUUUCUACAAAACAUUGAGACGUCAGGACCACAGCUAACAUCGGGUACCAAAGGUGACUGGGAGGGACUGUACAGGAGAUUUUUCCGUUCGUCCAACUUUGAGGGUUGGUACAAUGAGAGACAGAAGGACGUCAACCAGAAGCUGGAGAUUCUUCACAUGGAAGUUCUCUGUAGUGCUAAUCUUCUGGAGUGGAUUCAUAACAAGGAAGAGGUUGAGAUUGUUGAUCUGAUUUUAAGACUUCGGGAAAAGUUGACAUUUGCUUACAACAACCAGCUGCUGGUGGCCAAAGACUGUGUGGAGAAGUUACAGAGACACUUAGACUCCAUUUCCUCUGCCCUUCCCGAGGACCUGCAGUCAGUUCUAAAGACUUGAUUCUCAUCUCGUGUACAAACUAACCCACCAGUGCCAAAAUCUCAGACAAGUCUUAUGUUGUUUGCAGGAACCCACAUUUUGCAUUGAUAUUACUUAAUAUAUAAUCAAGUCGUGCAGGGUUCUGCCUAGACAUUUAUGAGGGGUAGAAAUAAUGAAUUAUGUUAGGGUUUUUUUAAAAUCUGAAAUUCUUGACAACCAUGACAUUGACAUAGUAUUACUAGAGAUGGUUUGGCAGUAGCAGUACGGGUCAGAACUUUUAAGAGUGCCGGUCAGUUCCGACCAGUAUUCACCUCAGGGCAGAACCCUGGUCAUGUGGAUCAGGCAUCCAGUAUUGAUAUCUCUAAGCAGCAGACAAAUGAACAGAGCAUCAUCAUAUACAACUUGUGUUAUUUACAAUAGCCAGUAUAAUGGAUCAAGAGUCAAGUAUCGACAGUUUUUUUAUAUAACUUACAAAUAAUCAGUCUUCACACAACAGGCAUCAACAGUAUGGUGAUCAAAGCCUGGUAGGUACUUGGUUCACAUUACAGUCCACGCUUUACCCAGUGCGAGUUCUAAUUACUCGGUGAAUGGGUCUAAAAUUGACCUCUCUCUCACGAACUACUGACAACUAACCCGUGCCCAGGACAGAUAACCCAAAUAGCUGAGGCUUGUGCUUUAAACUUAAUAUGCACAAAAAUUGAGUUGCGCUGGAAAAAAUUCCUUAUUGAAAACACAUUUUACUGCAUCAACAACAAAAGGAUUGGGCACAAGUUUGAUAACCUUUCCUAAAAAGGUCCUUCCAUGGUGUUCUGUCAUAGAAACGAGAAAAUAAACUGAAUUGGCUCAAAUAAUUUCUCCUUGUAGGAAGAUUAACAGAGAUCACAGAAUAUCGGAACAAGCGAUCCAUCUUGCACAGGGAGUUUUAUUUUAUUUCUUUUGUAUUACCGUUGAUGAAAUUAUUAUUUUUAUGGAGAAUUUUUAUAUCAGUGUACCCUCCGAUAAUUCUUGUUAAUAUGUAAGAAGAUAGAAUGAACACACCUGUGAAACACCAUGGUGAUAUGGCACAUGAACUUUAGUACAUUGAAUCAUCAUCACAUUAAAGACUAAACAAUGUGAUGUGCUGUUGGUUAUUCAGAACUAUAAUUGUAUAAGUGUAUGAGUAUCAUUGCAAGGAUUCUAUUUUAAUUUCUUGCUGGAUUGGACAUAUAAAGCCAGUAUUUUUAACAGGCCAAUGAAGAGAUGCAUGCAAUAUAAUUAGUCUAGUAAAUAUCCAAUAUGGUGUAGGAGACGUGUUUUAUUUUUGUUGUAAAUGUUUUUGUUUUAUAUGAUCAUGUUAAAAAUGAUGUUUCAGUGUUUAAUUGUAAACACAGGAGGUUAGAAGAAUCCACCAUUUUUAAAAAUCAAAACUGCCAGUUUUUACACAGACUGAAAACUAUUCUUGUCCUGAAAAGGUCACAGGUAAUGCACAUUGUUUCAAGAAAAAAAAUGUCAAGAGUUUUUAAUGUCUUAAACAAUACUUGUUUUAUGUCAUUAGGACUUGAUGAGAAAUCUGAUAGCUUAUUAAGUCUUUCCAGGUGUGUGUGCUGGAAAUUAUGCAGGGGUCUAGACUGGCAAGUGAAGUUUUUAGGGUGGCUCGAGUCGUGCUUCCCUGGAAAAUAGAUUAAAAAAAGAAAAUUUGCUUUGAGCAAAGGAAGGUUCAUCCCCUGAAACCACCACCCUCCUUACAUUUCUCCCAUGUCUGUUCAUCCAUCCUGUCUGGGUGAUGGUUUUUUUUAAUAUUUUGACUGAAUUGUGAAUCCCAUGAGUUUCUUUUCACAGAAUCGGAGAUGAAAGGUCUCCAGAUGUUUUUAGAAUUCCAGAUUUUAGUGCUACUUGAAAAACUGUUGCCGUCUUCUUUGAUGAAAAGCUCGCAGUAACAUCCAUCUUUUACAGUUGUAGACUAGGUUCAACCCAUGGAAAUGGAAGCUAAGUUUUGUCAAUCUACAAACCUUUAACACAUUUGGAUAAAGUUACAAUAGUGUCUCCAGAUGUUUUUAGAAUUCCAGAUUUUAGUGCUACUCGAAAAACUGUUACUGUCUUCGUUGAUGAAAAGCUCACAGUAACAUCCAUCUUUUAAAGUCGCAGACUCUAGGUUCAACCCAUGGAAAUGGAAGCUAAGUUUUUUCAAUCUUCAAACCUGUAACACAUUUGGAUAAAGUUACAACAGAGUGAAACAGGAGUCUGUGAUGUUAAACGGGGGAAAAUGCCUUUAAAAAUAGCCUAGAACUUGUCUCUUGUUACUUCUCAGAGGUUUGUGUAUUUUAAAAAAUAAGAAAAGUGCAAUUUGUGGUAUUAGAGCAUUUUUAGCUAUAUGAAAAGUGCAAUCUGUGGUAUUAGAAACACUGAUGACUAGAAACACUGAACAUAUGAUAAUCAUAAGUAGUGUCUAAUUUCAAUUAUCAAAAAUGUGAAGUUUGCAAUCAUAUCACACUUGUCGAGCAAGCGUGACUCUUGAGAUACGAUUGCAUACUUCACUCAAUGACAUAUAAAUCAUAUUUGACAAAAAACAUAAAAUAUCCUCAAUUUAUCAGUGACAUGCUGCAUGUCAAUGUAUCGGUAUUUGGAACUUGUUAUUUGAUAGGCUACAUUUCAAAUAUUUUUGUCAAUUUAUUUUUUAAACAUUUCAAAGCAGUGUCUUACUAAAAUAAUGUAGUGUAUGUUUGUGCUAUAGAAAGAAAGUAAAUAUUUGUAACAUAAAUAUUAUUUUACACAGCAUCAAAUUUAUUUAAUCAGUGUAAAUGAAGUGCUGCAAAUUUUUAAAGUGCAUUGAUUCUUUUUAAUACCUAUUUUUUAAUUAAAAUUUUUGUCAUGUUAAAAACAUCUUAAAUAUCCACUUUGGUGCAUAGAUGUGAUGGAUUAGGUGAGGAACUACACAGUGCCUACCAAUAGAUAGCUAUACAAACGUAUAAUCUUCAUCUUCACGUUGACAUCGGACAACUUUGUCAUGUUCAACUGCAUUCAUAGGUCUCUUGAUAUAAAUUUGAUAUUACACACUACCAAUAUUUUUCACUGACAGUAUAUUCUGUUUUUAACUCUAUAUAAUUUUACUGCCUUACUUACACAUGAAACAUUCAUAUUUUUUAUUUGUGGAACAUUGUUGAUAUCAUUAAUAUUGGAUAUUGUUUGUAACUUGAAAUAUGCAUUAUGAAAUUGGAUUUUUCUAAAUUUUGUUAGUUUCUUGUUGCUGUGGUGUGCAAUUUUAUAUAAAAACAGUAAAAUUAAAUUAAUUCUGAAUAAUGUUUGUACCUACGCUCCUCUUUUAUGUAAGCGAUCAUGAUUUUAUCAUUCUAGUUUGCAUCUUGUAAAUUUAAAGCUCCUUGUUAGGGUUGUUAGGGCUUUACAGUGAAACUAUUUAACUUAGAACUUAGUCAUCUUUUUUAGUAAAUAGUUAGGUAUUCUAUAGGUUGGUGAAAGCUUAAAAAAAAAAAAAAAAAUCAAACACCAUAAACCUGGUGGUACAAGAUUAGAGUAAUAGAUGUUUUUAGAUUGUUUGAUAGUUUACAUCAACCGAUUAAGUGCUCAAUUAUAAUUUUAAAAAUACCCGGUAAGUAAUUAAUUUGUAAAAUUUUGCUUUAAUUAAACCCUACCAAUUUAUAACUUCAUAUGUACAUUUUUAUCUGAUUUUGUUAUUUCAUGUGAUUGGUUUGUAUAUACUUUGUAUAUAAAAUAUUUAUUUUUAGUAUCAUUUUAAAGUGGUGUUGUGAUGUAUUUUAUCACUGUGUGAUGAAAGGAUUAUCUUAUUUUCUUCUGUCAGUCAUGUAUAUAAUAAAAUGUGGAAAACCUU